Messenger RNA from Jaculus jaculus (lesser Egyptian jerboa), 3500 nucleotides. RefSeq names its product solute carrier family 38 member 4 (gene Slc38a4). The coding region runs from base 196 to 1842 and encodes 548 amino acids. The record is from RefSeq and is a predicted model, not a curated record. Gene Ontology annotation, molecular function: amino acid transmembrane transporter activity. Gene Ontology annotation, biological process: amino acid transmembrane transport. The transcript is spliced from 16 exons. NCBI's taxonomy places the organism in Eukaryota, Metazoa, Chordata, Mammalia, Rodentia, Dipodidae.
GUGAAAAGAAAAGAAGGGUCUCUCCAUCCAACCUUUCCCCCGACACGUCCCUGGGAUUCCAACCCAAAGAGGGUAGAAAAAGAGGCGGAGUGUUCUGAACAUCAACACCAAGUGGGAGAGCCUUCGGCUGAAGGUACAGUGUAUUAUUUACGCUGAAGGCACGCUUGUGUAGACAAGAAAGCGCUGACAGGUCAAAUGGAUCCUGUGGAACUGAGAAGUGUCAACACGGAGCCUGAUGAUGAGAGCAGCAGUGGUGAAAGUACUCAGGACAGUUACACUGGUUUGGGCAACUCCGAAAAGGCAGCAAUGAGCAGUCAAUUUGCUAACGAAGAUGCUGAGAGUCAGAAGUUCCUGACAAAUGGAUUUUUGGAGAAAAAGAAGCUGGCGGAUUACGAUGAUGAACAUCAUCCAGGGACCACUUCUUUUGGAAUGUCUUCAUUCAACCUGAGUAAUGCCAUCAUGGGAAGUGGAAUCUUGGGCUUGUCCUAUGCCAUGGCCAACACAGGGAUCAUCCUUUUUAUAAUCAUGCUGCUUACUGUGGCAAUAUUGUCACUCUAUUCAGUUCACCUUUUAUUAAAGACAGCCAAGGAAGGAGGGUCUUUGAUUUAUGAAAAAUUAGGGGAAAAGGCAUUUGGAUGGCCCGGGAAAAUUGGAGCCUUUGUUUCCAUUACACUGCAGAACAUUGGAGCAAUGUCAAGCUACCUCUUUAUCAUUAAGUAUGAACUACCUGAAGUAAUCCGAGCAUUCAUGGGACUUGAAGAAAAUACUGGGGAAUGGUACCUCAAUGGCAACUACCUCGUUGUAUUUGUGUCUGUGGGAAUUAUCCUUCCACUUUCUCUUCUCAAAAAUUUAGGUUACCUUGGCUAUACCAGUGGGUUUUCUCUUACCUGUAUGGUGUUUUUUGUCAGUGUGGUGAUUUACAAAAAAUUUCAAAUACCCUGCCCUCUGCCGAUUCUGGAUCACAAUGUUGGAAAUACUACAUUCAACAACACAUUUCCAGUGCACAUGAUAACAUUACCCAACAACUCUGAGAGUGCGGAUGUGAACUUCAUGAUGGAUUACACCCACCGCAACCCUGCAGGGCUGGAUGAGAACCAGGCCAAGGGCUCUCUUCAUGGAAGUGGAGUCGAGUAUGAAGCCCAUAGUGAUGAUGACAAAUGUCAACACAAAUACUUUGCAUUCAACUCCCGGACGGCCUAUGCCAUUCCUAUCCUAGCGUUUGCUUUUGUAUGCCACCCUGAGGUCCUUCCGAUCUACAGCGAGCUUAAAGAUCGGUCCAGGAGGAAAAUGCAGACGGUGUCCAAUAUCUCAAUCACGGGGAUGCUCAUCAUGUACCUGCUUGCCGCCCUCUUUGGCUACCUAACCUUCUAUGGAGAAGUUGAAGACGAGUUACUUCAUGCUUACAGUAGAGUGUACACAUUUGAUAUCCCUCUUCUCAUGGUCCGCCUGGCCGUCCUGGUGGCAGUCACACUGACUGUGCCCAUUGUCCUGUUCCCAAUUCGUACAUCCGUGAUCACACUGCUCUUUCCCAAAAGACCAUUCAGCUGGAUAAGACACUUCCUGAUUGCAGCCAUGAUUAUUGCACUUAAUAAUGUCCUGGUCAUCCUUGUGCCAACUAUAAAAUACAUCUUUGGAUUCAUAGGAGCUUCUUCUGCCACCAUGCUAAUUUUCAUCCUCCCAGCAGCUUUUUAUCUCAAACUUGUCAAGAAAGAACCCCUUAGGUCACCCCAAAAGGUUGGGGCUUUGAUCUUCCUGGUGACUGGAAUUAUCUUCAUGAUGGGUAGCAUGGCACUUAUUAUAAUUGACUGGAUUUACAACCCUCCAAAUUCCAAACAUCACUAAUCCAAGGGAACAAUUUUCUGUUGGAGAUUAUUGCAAAUUAUGCUCCAGAGGACUUUGAGUUACUUUAUUGGAAUGUUAUUCAUAGGAAAUAACAUGAAGAUUCCAAAGAUGUUUACUAGUAAUAUCGCCAUGCACCUGUGAAAGAGAAAAUAAUAGUGUUUUUGUUUUGUUUUGUUUUGAGAAUGGCUAAUGAUGAGUUAAAAAAUCAGUGGUGCACAUUUUGACCCAGGUUUUCUAGAGCAGUGUGAGAUGAGUGAGGUGUGUUUUGGCCAUGGUCCAAACAGAAGAAAGUUGCUUGCAUGUACUGGUCAUUAGAUAAUACCCUUUCCCCAUACCCACUCCAUAUUCUUCACCCCUUAAAACCUAGCAAAUAGCUGUAUUAUUCUCAGAACAUCAAAUAAAAAUGCCUUGGUGACAAACUGUCACCACUUAAAACCAUCCCCCUUCUUGUACCAAAUACUCUGUUGACUAACAGAGACAAAGACAUCUCUUGUGACCUGUUCCUGAGAAGUGGAUAAGUGAUCACACAUCAGUCCAAAGUACUUAAUCUCACCACUGAGCAGUUUGCCCAACCUGCUUGUGACAUUUAAUGACUUUUUUAUUCAAAGGGUUGUUUUCCUUUUUUAGGGGGGGAUAAAUGUUAAAACACUAUAGUAAAAAUAGAGAGGGGCUUUAUUUAAAUUAUAGAGCAACAAUAAAAAAUUAUGCUUAUAGCUAAACUACCCAUGAAGAAGCAUCUGCUUUUAACUGUUAUUCCUAGUCCUUUGCCCACUCUUUUGUCCUUGAACAAGGCUCUCCCUCUCGUCUUCCAUUCUCACUCAUAGUUUUCAGAAGCUCAUGUGGAGAUACAUGACCCAGUAUUGUUUGAUACAUUUCUCUUUGAUGAACAUUCAGUGCAGGAAACUGUGAUUUUGCUGUAUGUUUAUGUACAUAAUCUUAUUCUGUAGUCAUCAGAAUGUUAGUGUAUGGUACAUUUGAUUUUUAUUUUUUACAUAUGUAGUUUUCUUUCUUCACAGUCAAAACAUUUGUGUUAUUGGGGGUGGGGCAGGGAAUGAAGUCAGUGAGCUCAAAAAUCCAUUUGUAUGUAUCUGUCUACUGGAGAUAUUUUAAUUUUUAAACCUAAGUUAUAUAUAGCUCAGUAAUGCUCUUUGAUGUUUACAACAGCACAAUGAUCUAUAAGAAAAAAGUUCCUUAUUUGUAAAUAAUUUUCAAUGCAAGGUUGUUCUUUUAAUUUUGCAUGUCUGAAAUAGGGUUUCCUCACUUUAGUUUAUCCAGUAUUUGCUGACAUUCAUUUAUCAUUUAGUGUAGUGUUGAGUGAUUAGAAACAAAAGUGCUAACAUGACAAAGACAGAAAAAUCGUCAUUGUUAUUCAAUUCCAUAGUGUGAUUACAUGAAAUGGAUUUCACAGUUGUUACUCAUUACCUAGAGCUUCUGAAGUUUACUAAUAUUUUUAUCAAAUUGGUAUCAAGAGCAUUUGUUGUGUAUUUUGUAAGGCUAAGUAUGAAAUAUAAGUAUCAUACAAAUAUGAUCAUCCUAAAUCAUAUUUCAAUAGUUUUUCUAUAGUGUGCCUCUGAAAAUAUAGAUUUGUCUUUGGUACUAUUUUCUAGAGACAUAAUACUAUAAAAUGGUGUAGUUUGUUAUGCAACCUGAGCAUUACU